ACCCCUCCGUUAUUUGACAAAAAAUUCCCUCCGACACCGCACACAAUUUACGAACACCGUAUACAUAUUAAUCUCACAUCAAAUUUUAAUUAAAACAAAUGACCAAACAACUCCCAGAUUGGAUCCUUCUCUCCUCCUCCUCAGCUCUAUACAUCUCUCUCUCUCUCUCUCUCUCUCUCUCUGUGGCAAACACGCAAAAUUUGAGGAACCGUUGGAGGAGUCUUCACAUUCAUCCAAGCAUACCUGUUUGAUUACUUUAUGUUAUUUGGUGGAAAUUCUAGAGGAGCUUCGGAGGGGUCUUGAGUUUAGGCCAAGAAACUCGUGCUCAGAAUGUUGUUUAUGCGCUAGAUAAUAUAGUGCGGUUAAGCUAGACAAUGCUUUGGACUGCUUUUACGGAAACCUCAUAGGCCAUUUGGUAGAUUGGAUUGUGUUGUAGGGUAUAGAUGGAUCUAAUUUAGAUCUUGAUAGGAGAUGGUAGAGAGUGAUUUGACCACAAAAAAGGUCGGGUACACAGAAGCCAACUACGCUCAGAGUGGAAGCCACCCGUCAGGCCAUCGCAGGGAGCCCUCAUUCUCUCGCUGGUGCGAUGAAGAUGGGACAGUGCAUUUUGAUCGUCUAUUAGGAAAUACAGAUGCGACUGCAGAAGAAGAGUCUGACUUUGAAUUGCCCAAGCUCCAACAGGGUGAGCUAGCACACAAUAUUUUAGAUAAGGACAAAUACCACAAUACAAAAUCUCAGAAGAGAAAUAUGCACUUGAACGGUGGUGAUACCAUGGAUUCUGCUGCUAACCAGGUUGGUGCAAACGGAAACGAGGAGUAUUUGCCCUUUGAUAUUGAGAAUGGGUCUGCAAGGAAGGCAGAUGGUGUAGAUAGCUUUAUUUCUAUGCAUGACCAUGAAGCAUUACCACCCAAUUCGGAGAACCCUAUUACUCUUACAAAUGUGUUGAAGACAUUGUUCUUUGUACUUGUAUGGUACACUUUCAGCCUGUUGUUGACCUUGUACAAUAAAAGUCUGUUAGGAGAUAAUUUGGGGAAGUUCCCUGCUCCCUUUUUGAUGAAUACAGUUCAUUUCACAAUGCAAGCUGUUUUGUCAAAGGGAAUCACAUGGUUUUGGUCUAGUAGAUUCCAAACUCGUGUUGCUAUGUCAUGGAGAGAUUACUUCGUGAAAGUUGUACCGACGGCUAUUGGAACAGCAAUGGAUGUUAAUCUAAGCAACGCAUCCCUUGUUUUUAUAUCUGUCACAUUUGCCACAAUGUGUAAAUCAGCUGCUCCUAUAUUUCUCCUUCUAUUUGCUUUUGCUUUCAGAUUGGAGUCACCAAGUGUUAGACUUUCAGGGAUCAUAUUAAUUAUCUCACUCGGAAUACUAUUAACAGUUGCAAAAGAGACAGAAUUUGACUUUUGGGGAUUCAUUUUUGUCAUGCUUGCUGCUGUAAUGUCUGGCUUCCGUUGGUGCAUGACACAAAUUCUUUUGCAGAAAGAAGAUUAUGGUUUGAGAAAUCCGCUUACAUUGAUGAGCUAUUUGACCCCAGUGAUGGCAGUAUUGACUGCCCUUCUCUCUCUUGCCUUUGAUCCCUGGGAUGAACUUAGAAAAAACAAUUACUUCAACAAUCCAGGGCAUGUCGGUCGAAGUUGCUUGCUGAUGCUUUUUGGUGGAACCCUUGCCUUUUUUAUGGUAUUAACAGAAUUCAUUCUUGUCUCCGUAACGAGUGCUGUCACAGUAACAAUAGCAGGUGUUGUUAAGGAGGCUGUCACUAUAUUGGUUGCAGUCAUUUACUUCCAUGAUGAAUUUACCAGGUUGAAGGGAGCUGGACUCUUCAUAAUUAUGCUUGGUGUUAGUUUAUUCAACUGGUACAAAUACGAUAAGCUAAAGGCGCGUCAUACAAGUGAAGAUGACAUGGAGGAACCAGUCACAACAAAUGUUGCUGCAAAGUAUGUUAUUCUUGAGGAGACAGAUGAGCAAGAUGAUGGCAGAUGAAAGCUUUACCAAGUCCAUGCAUCUAAAUUUGAAGGAAGCCAAUUUUGUCUGCUUGGUGGUACCCUAUUGGUGGUUAUUAUAUCCAGAAGACUGUCUCAAGUGAAGGAGGUGCAUCACAGAGUUUAAUGGUUAGGAAAUUAUGGAUAACCCCCUAGUUACAACCCCAUCCAUUUUUUACCCCCAGCUUUUGUUCUAUUUAUUUGCCGCCCCCUUAAUUCAUUUUGGUGUAUAAGAUCUUCAUUCCAGCCGCAAAAUCAACUAGCCCAGUAUGAUGAGUCUUCUUACUUGAAGCCCUUUUUUGUUGCACCCAGCCCUGUUAUGAACGCCCAAAUGAAUAGGAGGUUGCAGGGCCAAUGGUGGCUCACCAAUCGCCGGAGUUUUGGGCUGCACUGGGCAUGCAAGGGACACAGAAAUGGGGCUGACGUUGUUUUAGAUAAUUAGAGAAUUCCACAAUUACAGAUUAGACAUUUGUAUUCAAACAAUCACAAAUCAAAUAGUUACAGACCAAAAUAAUUGAAAAUAAACAUAGUUUCCCUUGCUUUUUCACCUUUUUGUUGGAUUUUCUAUAACCUAGUGAAAAAAAAAAACCAGAGCAAUGACUGGAUAUGGAGGCUUCAAGGUGAGAGAGUAGAGAAGGAAUCUGGGUUUUGGGAGAGGAAGUUGGUGGAGGUGGAUGCGGAGAGGGAUUCCUGGUUCGAACUUCGAAGUUUUCCACUGUUGAAGCACAUGUAGGGGGCGGGAAAAA
Pyrus x bretschneideri (Chinese white pear) is the source of this 2719-nucleotide messenger RNA. Its product is annotated as probable sugar phosphate/phosphate translocator At1g06470. Lineage: Eukaryota; Viridiplantae; Streptophyta; Magnoliopsida; Rosales; Rosaceae. Gene Ontology annotation, cellular component: Golgi apparatus; cis-Golgi network; endoplasmic reticulum-Golgi intermediate compartment. The transcript has 13 exons. Gene Ontology annotation, molecular function: antiporter activity. Bases 472 to 1974 code for a protein of 500 amino acids. Gene Ontology annotation, biological process: UDP-glucose transmembrane transport. The record is from RefSeq and is a predicted model, not a curated record.